Molecule: messenger RNA, 1819 nt
Organism: Brassica rapa (field mustard)
Lineage: Eukaryota; Viridiplantae; Streptophyta; Magnoliopsida; Brassicales; Brassicaceae
Biological process (GO): mRNA pseudouridine synthesis; tRNA modification
Cellular component (GO): nucleus
Molecular function (GO): pseudouridine synthase activity; RNA binding
Source: RefSeq, a predicted model, not a curated record
ACAUAAUCAUCAUCUUCAUUGGCGAUGUACGGCGGUAAUCGCCGGAGCUCUAUCCGUGCUCUCACCAAUGGCGAAAUCUCUACACUUCACCAGACUAAUGUCUUCUUCAGCAAGAAUGGCUCUCUCCUCUCACUUCCCCUUCUCAAUCAAACCGAGAAUCAUCCAUAAACCCUACUUCUUCUCCUCAACUCCGUACCCACUCCAAUACGACAUGAUCAUCAACCGCCCCACACAGUCUUCCCUCUCUCAACCCCGUCGUCGACCUCCUCGAGCCAUCGAAUCCACUUCUCCGGACCCAGCAGAACCAGAUUUCGAUUCCUGGGUCGACAACAAACUCGCCUCGGAGCGCGAGAAGGGCCGACCUGGCUCCGGAGACCCGGAGAUGGAUAAGGAGAAGAGGAAGUACUAUAGUAAGAGGAGGAAGAGGCUGUACGGAUCCGAUUCCGAGGAUGAGGGGAGGAGGAAAUCAGAUGAAGGAUUCGUGGAGUUGAAGCCUGAGGUGGUGGAGUUUGAUAGGUUGCAUCAGAGGGAGGAGGAGUUGUAUUUCUACGAUACGUUUGCGUAUCCGUGGGAGAAGGAUAAGCAUUAUAAGAUGGUGUAUCAGUUGGAGAAGAAGUAUUUUCCUGAUCAGGGAUUGGAUAAGGCGUUCUUGCAGCCUGGAGAGUCUCCUAAGGGUGAUGGGUCCGUGAAAGUUAGUGGGAAGAAGAGUGUAGCUUAUGGUGGGAAGAAAAGGAUUGAUGAGAGUGACGAUGGUGAUGAAAAGUUGCUGUUUUUUGAUGAAGUGAAGGAUAAGGAGAAGGAGAAGGAGAAGGAGAAGGUAGAGGAGAGUGUUACUGAGAAGAAAGUUGAGCAGUUUUUCAAGGGUUUGACGAAGUCAAACAAUGAGAGAGGUUUAGCUAGUGGUGGUGGUGAUGGAGAGCCUUUUCUUGUGACGAGGAACGGUGAGCUUCCUUCUAGGUGGGAUGGUCCUAACGGUACAGUGCUUUUGGUGAACAAACCCAAAGGAUGGACUUCAUUCACCGUCUGCGGUAAGCUACGAAGAAUAGUCAAAGUGAAAAAGGUUGGUCAUGCUGGGACACUUGAUCCUAUGGCUACUGGUCUCUUAAUCGUCUGCGUUGGUAAAGCUACCAAGGUGGUUGACAGGUACCAAGGGAUGAUCAAAGGUUAUAGUGGAGUUUUUCGUCUUGGUGAAGCCACUUCAACUUUGGACGCGGACUCUCCUGUGAUUCAGCGAGAGCCUUGGGAGCAUAUUAAGGACGAUGACAUUAAGAAAGCUUUGACAUCUUUUCUUGGCGAGAUAUGGCAAGUUCCUCCAAUGUUCUCAGCUAUUAAAGUUGGAGGUGAGAAGAUGUACGACAAGGCGAGAAGAGGAGAAACCGUGGAGCUUUCUCCCAGACGAAUUUCGAUUUUUCAGUUUGACAUAGAACGCAGUUUAGAUGACAGACAGAAUCUGAUCUUCCGAGUUGUAUGCUCCAAGGGUACAUACAUAAGAUCUCUCUGUGCAGAUCUUGCUAAAGCUCUUGGAAGUUGUGCUCACCUCACUGCUCUCCGGCGAGAUUCAAUCGGUGAAUAUUCUGCUAACGAUGCUUGGGAGUUCAAUGAGUUAGAAGCAGCAAUCACCAAAAACUACUUCUAGAAGAAAACGAGUAGAAGUUCCAUCAACGGAGGAUUCUUUUAAACGACAAACAAAGGUUUACAGAGGCUUACAUAGAUCAUUGUUUGUUCUUUUAAAAGCUUACAUUAUUAUUGGCUAAGAGUCUAUCUAAGACCCAAAUCUUUAUUUUGGUUCAAACUACAUUUCAAGCUCUUUGUACUAAAA